Messenger RNA from Nyctereutes procyonoides (raccoon dog), 1572 nucleotides. RefSeq names its product solute carrier family 18 member A1 (gene SLC18A1). Gene Ontology annotation, molecular function: serotonin:sodium:chloride symporter activity; xenobiotic transmembrane transporter activity. Gene Ontology annotation, biological process: xenobiotic transport; aminergic neurotransmitter loading into synaptic vesicle; transmembrane transport. Gene Ontology annotation, cellular component: terminal bouton; synaptic vesicle membrane. The record is from RefSeq and is a predicted model, not a curated record. NCBI's taxonomy places the organism in Eukaryota, Metazoa, Chordata, Mammalia, Carnivora, Canidae. The transcript is spliced from 15 exons. The coding region runs from base 1 to 1572 and encodes 523 amino acids.
AUGCUCAGGAUGUUUUUGGACACUCCUCAGCGCUUGCUAAAGGAGGGGAGAAAGUCACGGAAGCUGGUACUGGUGGUCGUGUUUGUUGCUCUGCUGCUGGACAACAUGCUGCUAACUGUAGUGGUGCCCAUCAUACCCAACUUCCUAUACGCCACAGAGUUCAAAGAAAUCAACACUCCUCUGUACCUUGGCCCCACCACAAUUUCUCAGCAUGUCCUUACUUCUGCCUUUUCCACCAUCUUCUUCUUUGAUAACAACACCAUGACUGUUGAAGAAAGUGCACCCAGUGGCACAACAUGGACAGACGACAAUUCUGGCACCAUCCCCCCUCCAGUCACUGCAGCCAUCCCAGUACAACAAAACAACUGCUUCCAAGGCACAGAGUUUUUGGAGGAAGAGAACGUACGGGUUGGUGUUCUGUUUGCUUCAAAGGCUCUGAUGCAACUUCUGGUCAACCCGUUUGUGGGACCUCUCACCAACAGGAUUGGAUAUCAUAUCCCCAUGUUUGCUGGCUUUGUUAUCCUCUUUCUCUCCACAGUUAUGUUUGCUUUUUCUGGUACCUAUACCCUACUGUUUGUGGCCCGAACCCUUCAAGGCAUUGGAUCCUCAUUUUCAUCUGUUGCAGGUCUUGGGAUGCUGGCAAGUGUCUACACUGAUGACUAUGAGAGAGGGCGUGCCAUGGGAAUCGCCUUGGGGGGUCUGGCUUUGGGAGUGCUGGUGGGAGCUCCUUUUGGAAGUGUGAUGUAUGUGUUUGUUGGGAGGUCUUCACCUUUCCUCAUAUUGGCUUUCCUAGCACUACUGGAUGGAGCACUCCAGCUGUGUAUCCUACAGCCUUCCAAAGUCUCUCCUGAGAAUGCCAGGGGGACUCCUCUCCUUACACUUCUCAAAGAUCCUUAUAUCUUGGUGGCUGCAGGCUCCCUUUGCUUUGCUAACAUGGGAGUGGCCAUACUGGAGCCCACACUGCCCAUCUGGAUGAUGCAGACCAUGUGCUCACCCGAAUGGCAGUUAGGUCUAGCUUUCUUGCCCGCCAGUGUGUCCUACCUCAUAGGCACCAACAUCUUUGGUGUAUUGGCCAACAAGAUGGGUCGGUGGCUGUGCUCCCUGAUUGGGAUGAUGGUAGUAGGCACCAGCUUGCUUUGUGUUCCUCUGGCUCACAAUAUAUUUGGUCUCAUUGGCCCCAAUGCAGGGCUUGGCUUUUCUAUAGGCAUGGUUGAUUCUUCUGUGAUGCCCAUCAUGGGACACUUGGUGGAUCUGCGUCACACCUCAGUAUAUGGGAGUGUCUAUGCCAUAGCUGAUGUGGCUUUUUGUAUGGGCUUUGCUAUAGGCCCAUCAACUGGGGGUGCCAUUGUGCAUGCCAUUGGCUUCCCCUGGCUUAUGGUCAUCAUUGGUGUCAUCAACAUCAUCUAUGCUCCUCUCUGCUACUACCUGAGAAGCCCCCCAGCUAAGAAGGAAAAUCUUGCAAUUCUGAGCCAGGACAGCGUCAUGGAGACUCGGAUGUACGCAACUCAGAAGCCCAAAAGGAAAUUUCCACUGAGGGAGGACAGCGAUGAGGAGCCUGGCAGUGAGGAGUAG